Molecule: messenger RNA, 3372 nt
Organism: Gaeumannomyces tritici R3-111a-1
Lineage: Eukaryota; Fungi; Ascomycota; Sordariomycetes; Magnaporthales; Magnaporthaceae
Exons: 2
Coding region: 231-2387 (718 amino acids)
Biological process (GO): positive regulation of transcription by RNA polymerase II
Cellular component (GO): nucleus
Molecular function (GO): transcription cis-regulatory region binding; zinc ion binding; DNA-binding transcription factor activity, RNA polymerase II-specific
Source: RefSeq, a predicted model, not a curated record
GCCACUGGAGGUCCCUAACAUUGUAGCACUUUUGCCCACUCAUUCAUGUGACAAGACCUCCGUGCUGUCGGGGCGCAGGCAAGGCAUGACAAAUCGGCUGUGGCCUGGAGAUUAGGCGCUCACGUCUCCCCGCAUGAUGCUUUGGUUUAUGCUCGCUGUAAAUUGUGGUGGGCGCGACGAGACGGGCCGCCACUUUGGCCCUCACAAUUAACACCCAUCAUCUCCCACACAUGCCCCGACCCGGGCAAGAUCACGGCCACACGCCCGCCAUGCUGUCCUCCAAGCCACGGAGCUCCGACGGCUGCUGGACCUGUCGGCUGCGGCGCAAGAAAUGCGACGAGGAGCGCCCCGCCUGCGCCGCCUGCCUGUCCCUCGAGAUCGAAUGCCUGUACAGCGACGCGAAGCCCGAGUGGAUGGACGGCGCCGACCUGCAGCGCGACAGGGCCGAGGCCGUCAAGAAGCUGAUCAAGCGCAAGGCCGCCUGGAGGAGGGAGCGCCGCCACCUGCAGGGGCUCGAGUCUGGCCUCGGCGAGCUGGAGAUGACGGACGGCCUUGACGGCCUGCACGUAUCGACCGCCGCCGCCGCCACCGCGCCCCGCCAGCCCGCCGCGUCCUCGUCGCCCCCUCCCAACGGCCACGGCCACGGCCACGACCACGCCCAGGCCCCCCAGCCACCGCCGCCGCCGCGCCCCGACUCCAGCCAAUAUGCCGCCCCGAGCCCGCCCAGCCCAGGUGGGCCGGCAUCGUCCAUGUCGGGAUUCUCGCCGCCGUGCCACUUGGACUCGUCGCAGGGCACCUCGCCCGAGUCCACCGCUGCCGAGGCGACGACGCACCGCCACACUGUCAUGUUCGGCAAUGAACACGAACGUGACAUCGCCCUGUCCAUGACCUACUGCGACUCCGUCUUCCCGUUCCUGUUCCCGUUCUACCGCCCUCAGAUGCUCCUCGGCGGCCGCUCGUGGCUCCUUAUCGUGCUCGGCAGCAACCGGACGCUCUUCCACUCGGCCCUCAGCCUGGCGUCGUACUUUUUCACCUCAAUGUUGCACGGUGGUGAGAACGUAUGCUGCCGCGCCGUCUCGCACGACGAGAUGUACAGGCAGCAGAACCUGACCGUCAAGGAGCUCAUGCUCGACGUCAACGACAUCAACCAGAACGGCGUCAAGGGCCGGCUCAAGGAGGCCACGCGGGUUCUGGCUGCCAUAAUGCAGGUGCUUUGCUUCGAGGUCGCGAUUGGAAAUACGGGAGGCUCCUCGUGGGCGCUGCAUCUCGAGGGCGCCAUUACGCUUCUCGAUCAAGUCUUCAAACUCAACGCGGAGACGUUGAACAACAUCGUCUGCUGGAACAGCAUCCUGCGCAGGCUUGACGAGAGGGAGGGCAGCCACCCGCAAAUCUUCUUCCCUAGCGCCAUAGGCCAGCAGACAGUCGAGCGCCCCAUGACCAUGAUGAACAGCAACCAGUCGUGUCUCUCCUUCUUCGCCGCGGUGCUGCUGUAUUUCGACAUCGUCAGCAGCACUGCCCUGGAGGCCGCGCCGCGCCUACACUGCUACCACGUCGGGCUGCUACACGGCAAGCGCGAUAUCCUAGACAUGAACCCGGACCUGAAAGAGAUGUUGGAAGCGAAUGUGAGCGAACAUAGCGGUCUGGAUACGCCCCUUUUGGAUCUGUCGCAAGUCAUGGGCGCCGCCAACUGGGCUCUCACCGCCGUCGGCGACGUGGCGGCGCUGGACGCGUGGAAGAAGCAGCAGCGUGCGUCGGGGUCGCUUUCCGUCACGGAGCUGGUGCUGCGGGGCGCAAAGAUCGAGUGGCCGCUGCGGCAGCGCAUCGCCAGCCUGGAUUCCAUACUCUGCGGCGGCGGCGGCGGCGAGUGCCAAAGCGUCGUCUCGCAGCCACACCAGCCGCAGCGCCCUCUCCCCAUCUAUGUGACGGCCCGGGCGCGGGUGGGCGACUUCGAGCGCGGCCCGCGCACCAUCGGCGGCGUGGACGGCUCCCUGUCCACGAGCUGGGUGACGCGCAUCUGGGCGCAGGCGGCGCUGAGCUACCUGCACGUGGUCGUCAACGGCUGGCAGCCGGCGUCCCCGGCGCUGCGCGAGAGCGUCGGCCUGACCCUGACCCUCCUCCGCACGCGCCUGCCGAGCCCCGACUGCCUCCGCACGUUUGCGUGGCCGCUCGCCGUCACGGGCUGCCUCGCGUCGCCCGAGGAGGAGGAGCCGCUGCGGCAACUGGUCCGGGACGUGGGCCCGCUCGACAUCUUCGGGUCCGUCAAGCAGGCCUGGACGGUCAUGGAGGGGGUCUGGGCGCGCCGAGCUGAGGUGGAGAACGGGGAGGGCGGCGAGUGGGACAUUGCGCGCUGCUUCGGCGUCGGCAACCAGAAGGUUUUCCUCGUGUGAGCUGCGCGGCUUAUCGAGGCAUCAAACGAUCCAAGGCAGUCAGUCAUGGCCGCGUUUCUUUGCGCACUCGGCCCGCCAAAAACAAAAGCCAGCAGCGCCCGAACCGGAUCUGCGCCGACCCGUACGUGGCCGCAGCAGCGUCCAACGGGGGUGCCACCCUGUCCGGUCUACAUUUCAACAGGUUCGAAACAUGCUUCACGAGACUUCGCAGCGGCUACGUCUUGCACCGGCUAUCAUCGCCCCCAUGAAACAGCCAGUGCCGUCCAUCUUCUGUGGCGACAGGAGGGGCCAUCCACUGCAAACUCGGCCGUCUCAACGAGUAUUCGAACGAACCGCAAGGCAUAAAGGCUCGCAAACUGCCACGUCCCCCAGACAGGACGACAUGCGUAGUAUGCAGAAAGUCUUGUUUUUUUUUAAGCAACGGUGCUCCCGCAAAGGACCAUCCCAACCUACGUCCCGUGUGCAUAAGCCUCCUCAACAAGAACCAUGUUAGUAGCACCAACUCUAGCUGCAUGGCAUGCGCCCUAGGACGCUUGUUGGAAAGAGGCUAGAAGGUAACGCCAUGGCGAAUUCUGGUGAGAAGGUGUGGACGCGAGCAUCUUGCCCCGCCGCCUGUCUUUGUCUGGCCUGCCAAUUAACCCGCAUCUCCCUUGUGCUUUCUGCAUCCCAGUCGCUAGACCGCCAGCCCCGUGUGGGGGUAUCUGCGCUUGUCGCGCUGUAAUGAGGAGGUCUUGCUUCGGAGCCCGUGAGAGAUUUGUUGAGAGAACAGAUGACCAAACACGAUUUGAGACAGCAAAUGGGCGUGUCCAGCCUUUGUUUCCGCUGCAAGGGAGAUAAGAUACAUUUCAGUAAUUAUUGGGAAAACAGUCCAGCACGCUGGGUGCUACGGUCGACAGCAUCAUCUGUCCUGUUGUACAUACACAAAUAUAAAAGCACCGCCGUCCGGCGAGAACAAGAACAGAGAACCCAGCUAUCAUACACUCCC